UCCCCUGGUGGGAGGCGCCAUUAACCAAAUGUAAAUAAACAUGGAGGGCGCUAAUGACCAUCACACUUUCCUCCAUCUGUGGCAAAAAAAGAACUUUGAAAGUGAAACAGGCAGCACUUCAGAAAAAGCAGAUGCUAUUAGAUUCAACUUAGCGCAGUUGCACGUCUUGAAAAAUACUUUAAGUGAAGUUGAUGAUGCUGUGGUAUCAAGUAAGACACAACAACUGCUACAGGAUUAUGGGAAGCUCAUGGAUAAGACAGAAAGAGAAGGGGGACUUAAUAACUAUGCUGAUCCCAUCCUGACCCUUUUUCGUAAUACCUGUAGUAAAAAUGAGAGCAAGAAUUGGAAAUGUAACCUGCAAGCUAGUGAUAUUAUUGAAAAAUAUCUGAAGCCCCUUCCUUCCAUGUCAAACACUUUCAGGGAGGAACACAAGAAAUUGGCACACCUCUUUAACAAUCAAGAGGCAAGGAAGCCACCACAAAUAAAACCAAGCAAUAAUGAAUACAGUAGCAUGGAAGUAACUCAGUCUAAGAGGCAGGAGGUGAACAAAAAGGAGGAUAGAGAGAGAGGACCAGAUACACCUGAUAAUGUCGCAAAUAUGAAUGUAAAUGCUUCCUUUACUGGGGGAAUAGACUUAAUGUACAAUGAGAACUCUUCACUUAUUGGAAGAGAAAGAAGAAUUCAUGGAAAAGGAGGUUCUUAUCCUUGGAACAGAGGGAACAAAGCUGAGGUAAUUGAGAGAGGAUAUGUUGGGAGUGAAGUAUCUGUAGUAGAAAAGAACAUGUCCAGUAGGAUGCCGCAGGGUUCUCUUCAUGGUACCCCAUAUGGAGCAUCCAAUUACUCUGGAAGAGGAAGUGGUUUUGAUCAACCAUUGGACAAGGCUAGAGAGUCACCAUAUGAACAGCCUUCCAGGAGCUGGAGGGGAAGAGGAAAAGGUACUGGGACUUACUCAUGGAAGAAAAGUACUGAAGAGUUUUUUGAGGAUGGGCCAGGUCAAAAUGAGAGUACUCCAGCUGACUCUUGUUUCAGAAAAGCUUCUCAUCAGCUGCAACUAGACCUACAAAAGAAGUAUGGUGGUAAAGGAGUGUGUGGGGCAUCCUACGGGACAGGCAAGCGAUCACUGGGCAUCAGGAGAGCUGUCAAUACCAAGUUUGUUCCACCUGUGAGAAGAGAGGAUGAGGAGGAUAAUUUGGGAAGUGAAGCACUCAUCAGAAAAUGCCUGCCUCGUGGUAUAGCUGAAGACAACCCCUAUGAUGACCUUAUGACUGAUGAAAGACUAAAAAAUACUGAUCCUAAGAUGGUUGAACUUAUAAUGAAUGAGAUUAUGGACAGUGGGUCUCCUGUAACAUGGAAUGAUAUAGCUGGACUAGAACUGGCCAAGAGUACCAUUCAGGAGAUAGUGGUAUGGCCAAUGUUGCGUCCAGACAUCUUCAUCGGACUAAGAGGGCCACCUAAAGGGUUACUGCUAUUUGGUCCUCCAGGAACAGGAAAAACUAUGAUUGGUAAAUGCAUAGCUUGUCAGAGUGGGUCAACAUUCUUCAGCAUCAGCGCUUCAUCUCUAACAUCUAAGUGGAUUGGCGAGGGUGAGAAGAUGGUGAGAGCAAUGUUUGCUGUAGCAAGGUGUCACCAGCCAGCUGUAGUCUUCAUUGAUGAGAUUGAUUCUUUACUUACUCAACGUUCUGAAUCAGAGCACGAAAGUUCAAGACGCAUUAAAACAGAAUUUCUUAUUCAGCUGGAUGGAGCCACAACAUGUAAAGAUGAGAGACUAUUGGUGGUUGGAGCAACAAAUCGACCUCAAGAAUUAGAUGAGGCCGCCCGUAGACGCUUGGUUAAGAAGCUUUAUAUUCCUCUGCCUGACUCUAAGGCUCGACAACAAAUUAUAAAAAAUUUGAUGGAGAGCCAGAGCCACAGCUUGAUACCAGAUGACAUUGAUCGCAUCUGCCAGAUGACUGAUGGAUACUCCGGGGCUGACAUGGCCAACCUGUGUCGUGAAGCUGCUCUAGGACCUAUUAGGUCCAUUGAUAUUGCUGAUAUGCAUCACAUCUCUGUUGAUCAAGUUCGUCCAAUCUCCUAUGAUGACUUUACGAGUGCCUUGCAUACUAUCAAAGCAAGUGUUUCAGACAAAGACCUUCAGAUCUAUGAAGACUGGAGUAAGAAGUUUGGUAUAACAGCCAGAUAAGUAUAACAGAAUUUCAAGGAAGACCAUUUCUAUUAAUAUUAUUUUUAUUCUGUAAUGUUAAAUGUCAGAAAGAGUACCAUUUCUUAUUUCACAAAAUAUAAAAAAACUGAUGUAGAGCAUCAUUAGAUUUUAUCACUCAGAAUAUGAAAAUGGAAUUUAUAGCAUUGUUUAACCCUUUUAUAUGUUAGUUUGAAUAGUUGAUCAUGCCUAUCAGGAUGAGCUUUUCAACGAAUAUCUUGUAUUUUUUAAACAAAGGCAAAACAUAGUAAGAGAUCAGACAAGUAGUGUUAUCAACUAUUCGCCAAGGUGUCCCCUUGCCAAAGACGGAAGAUAUUUGUUGCAAGAUGAUUUGAACUGAUUGAGGUGUAUGGUAUAGGAAAUAUACUGAGGUAGAGAGUUUAACUACAGACAUUCCCAGAUUUAUGAAACAAUUCCAUUCCUGAAAAAACUUUCAUAAAUCAAAGCAUAUUUUCCCAAAGACUCCCAUGAUAAAAUCUUAGAUACGUUCCUAUGGAAAAAUGCAAAAUGUCUUAAAAUGCUAAAAAUCAUGUUUUUAAUUAAAAAUUUUGGUGUACACAAUCAUAAGUCAAUACAGUAAUAAAUAUAUUAAGUGAAAUACUCGCAGUACAGUAAUAGCUUUAUACCUGUACUUACGAGAAACUGGAUAACAUUUGAAACAGUGAACAGUAUAUGAUAUGCUAAUCCAGCAUCUGUAUACUGUAUAGUAAAUAUAGAUUAUAUUAAUAUAGUGCACAGAUUCCCAUUUUAUAAUUGGAGGUACAGUAUGUUCUCUUUUUCAAAAAGUAUCAUACUAAAUUCUCGCUGCUUUCCUUACAUGGUAUGAACGCUGACAUCAGUCAGCUGACACUACAAUCACACGCUUGUGCAUUUCUGCCAAAUAUCCACUAAUCCAAACUUUUGUUCACUUCCAAAUUCCAUCCUUUCUCUUACACCUCGACACCUUUAUUGUGUAUAAUUAUAUAAUAGCAAAUGAAAUCUGAGAAUUCAA
This is a messenger RNA of Homarus americanus (American lobster), 3188 nucleotides long. Its product is annotated as fidgetin-like protein 1. Bases 41 to 2179 code for a protein of 712 amino acids. The transcript has 15 exons. Gene Ontology annotation, molecular function: microtubule severing ATPase activity; ATP hydrolysis activity; ATP binding. NCBI's taxonomy places the organism in Eukaryota, Metazoa, Arthropoda, Malacostraca, Decapoda, Nephropidae. The record is from RefSeq and is a predicted model, not a curated record.